AUACGGCCGGUGUAAUACUAUAGUUUGUACAAUGGCAAAAAUUCACGAAGCGCUCAAACCAAUCCAGUGGCUUAUCGGAACUUGGGAAACGGUCAGUGCUAAGGGUCAUUUCCCAACUAUAAAAGACUUCGUUUAUUCCGAGGUGCUGAAAUUCGAAUCACUUGGUCAACCAUUGCUGAACUACGAAGCUCGUUCCCGUAACCCCGUGUCUGGUGCACCGAUGCAUUUGGAGAGUGGUUUUUUGCGAAUCAAACCAGGUACAAAUCAAUUGGCAUUUAUGAUCUCGCAUAACUUUGGCCUCGCAGUAUUAGAGGAAGGUACGGCAUGUGAAAACGGGCUUGAAUUGGAAACCAAGUCCAUCAGUCGGAUGUCGUUUGCCAAAGAUCCAUCAGUGAAAGCUUUGAAAAAGACUUAUGUAUUGAAUAAAGAUGGAACACUGGAAAUUCGGACCGAUAUGGAAACCAGUAACACUGCAAUGACCAACCACCUUGUGGCCGUUUAUAAAAAACAAGAAUAG
Ochlerotatus camptorhynchus is the source of this 517-nucleotide messenger RNA. Its product is annotated as peroxynitrite isomerase THAP4-like. Lineage: Eukaryota; Metazoa; Arthropoda; Insecta; Diptera; Culicidae. The transcript has 2 exons. Bases 32 to 517 code for a protein of 161 amino acids. The record is from RefSeq and is a predicted model, not a curated record.